Oncorhynchus kisutch (coho salmon) is the source of this 1818-nucleotide messenger RNA. RefSeq names its product receptor activity-modifying protein 1. NCBI's taxonomy places the organism in Eukaryota, Metazoa, Chordata, Actinopteri, Salmoniformes, Salmonidae. Gene Ontology annotation, molecular function: coreceptor activity. The record is from RefSeq and is a predicted model, not a curated record. The transcript is spliced from 4 exons. Bases 367 to 858 code for a protein of 163 amino acids. Gene Ontology annotation, biological process: regulation of G protein-coupled receptor signaling pathway; G protein-coupled receptor signaling pathway; protein localization to plasma membrane. Gene Ontology annotation, cellular component: cell surface; membrane; signaling receptor complex.
AACUUCUUGGUGUAGGUUGAAGUGGCCCCUAGACGCUGGUCUUGGGUCAGCUUUGCAUUUCCCCUGCUAAUGGUUAAGGUUGGGAUUGAGGAAGGGGAAGCUUAUCAUGGAUCUGUACCUAGGGGAAAUACCACUCCAAAGUCGGUGUCCAUCGAGCCAUGAAAUCAACAUCAACAGAACAGUAGGAUGUUUCGUCAGCACUUUUCUGUGAACAAUGGCUGGAAAAACAUGGGUGGGCUUAGGUCUCGCUCUUUAACCCACUCCUGUUCACUUCGGAGGAGAACAGCGUAUUGACACUCUUGGCUGCUACUCACUGGUCCUUGAGUUUAAUUUGGCUCCGGGGCUCUCCAGUGUCCUCUCUCCACCAUGAUCUUCCUACUGCUUUUCCCUGUCCUCGUCUUAGGUGAAAUUCAAUUACAAAGCAAUGUCUCAUCCGAUGUAACAUUUGAAGAUAACGAAAGUUUUCAGGAUCAGGAGUCUUUCCCUGUUUUUCGCCACUGCAAUGAGAGCCUCCUAGAACACGUCAGCUACAUUAUGUGCUGGAAUCUGUUUCACUCUGAAAUGAUAGACAUCAACAAGGAACUCUGGUGUGAAUGGGACCAAGUCAUCAGACCAUACAAUGAGCUGACCAAAUGUAUCGAGACCUGGACCACCAACUUAGGAUGUUACUUCCCGAACCAAGUGGUGCAAGACUUCUUCAUCCAGAUCCAUUCCAGCUUCUUCCAGGCAUGUCCGGAGGAGGAGCAGUUAUUUCCUGACGCCCCCUCCGGUGUUGUGCUUACCCUUACCCUCAUUCCAGUCAGUCUCAUCCCCGUCUUGGUUUUCCUAGUGGUCUGGAAGAGCAAGAUCUGCGACUGAGUUGGAAAUGUUGAGUAUGUGCUGUUUGAAUGUGUCUUAGGUCCCUUCCUGAAACAACCCCUAUCAAAAAUGUCCUCUAAGUAUUUUCUUAUAAUGUGUUUAUUUUUUAAAUAUGGUUAUUGUAUGUAUAUUAAGAUGGUUUCUAUUUGUAUAUUUGUAAUGUUGCAAAAUACAUUUACUUAUUUCUUUCACAAAAUAAUUAUUAUAAUUGUAUCUAUUCUGAAACAACCCCAUGUCAAUAUAUUUAUAUUGUAAUAAAGUAUAAGGGCAAUAAGUACCUACAAUUAAUUUACUGUAGAUGGUCUGUAGUCAUAUUUAUAUUUAAGUUUAACAUAUUCUAUUUACAUAUUUACUUUAUACUAUACGUCAUUUAAGCCACUGGGGUUGCUCUUCAAAAGCCCCCCCCCCCCCCCCCCCCCCCACAUUUAGCUGUCAUCGACACUGAAAUAAAACUAAACCAUAAAAACAAAUGGACAGAAAUAAUAUCCACAACAGUCUCUUAGUAUAAAAGUGAAAAGGGGGCCGGAUAUCAACCGCAACUACAGGGACAUCGUGUUUUCUGGACCCUUUUUUGACCCUCCCCUAAUCCCAGUGUCACUAUAGCUCGUGCUAUAUCUAUACAUUGUCUUCCCUUGGUCUCCUGCUGGGAGUUUCUAGGGAAUGAUUCAGAGAAGGUACAUAGCAGCCAUUAACACUGAAUCAAUCUUUCAGAACACUGUUUACCUUAUGCAUGAGAGUGAAUGCGUGGCAGAUACAUUGUAGUAUCACCAGACCUGGGUCAUUCAUAUGAGUCAAAUACUUUCAAAUACUUGAGAUGCACUUGAUUGAGUUUACAAUGGGACCAAUGGAAUAGUCCCAAAAGAACAAACCCCAAGAUUAAUCAAAUGAAAGUAUUUGACCCAGGUCCGGUAAUUACAGUGCCUUGCGAAAGUAUUCGGCCCCCUUGAACUUUGCGACCUU